GACCCCAACGCGCCCAAGCGCGGUCUCUCGGCAUACAUGUUCUUCGCCAACGACAACCGGGAAAAGGUCCGCGAGGAGAACCCUGGCAUCUCGUUCGGUCAGGUUGGUAAGAUGCUCGGUGAGAAGUGGAAGGCCCUGAGCGACACGGAUCGCAAACCCUACGAAGAGAAGGCUGCCACCGACAAGAAGCGUUACGAAGAGGAGAAGGAGAAAUACAAUGUUGGUCCCACUAUGGCCCUCUAA
This is a messenger RNA of Aspergillus ruber CBS 135680, 243 nucleotides long. RefSeq names its product high-mobility group nucleosome-binding protein (gene nhp6). The transcript is spliced from 2 exons. The annotation marks the transcript as partial. The record is from RefSeq and is a predicted model, not a curated record. NCBI's taxonomy places the organism in Eukaryota, Fungi, Ascomycota, Eurotiomycetes, Eurotiales, Aspergillaceae.